CUUUGCUCUCUAUAUCUUGCUUUUAGUAUUGUGAUUUCUCUCCAAGAAGUAGCUACUGUUUUAAUUUCAGAUCUCUUCAAGAAUCAAGAAGGAGAAUUAGGCAAAAGAUUAAAUAUGACUGCUGAAGUAAAGGUGGAGGAGAAACAGGUAGAGUCUGCGGUUGUUAUUGCAUCUGUGGAGGAGGAGACAACAGUUAAAGUUGUUGUUGAGGAAGAGAAAGAGACUAAGGUUGAAGAAGAAGAAGAUGAGAGCAAGCCUAAGGGUGUUGAGAAGAUAUCUUCUUUCAAGGAAGAAAGCGAUUUCUUCUCUGAUUUGAAAGAGUCCGAGAAAAAGGCUCUCAGCGAUCUCAAGACAAAGCUUGAGGAAGCUAUUACUGAAAACACUCUCUUGAAAGAGAGUCCUGUUAAGGUGGAGAAGAAGAAGAGUGAGGCUAUUGUUACCGAAGAAGAAGCUAAAGCUGAGACGAGUGAACCAGCGGUUGUUGCUGAGGACAGCCCCAAGGAAGAGGCCAAGACUGAUGCUAAUGCUGAGACCAUUGAGAAGGAAAGCCCUGAAGAAGAAGUAAAGGCUGAGACUGUGGAUAACGACAUCGAGCUAUGGGGAGUGCCACUGCUUCCAAGCAAAGGAGCUGAAGGAACCGAUGUGAUCCUCAUGAAGUUCUUGAGAGCAAGAGACUUCAAAGUCAACGAAGCCUUUGAGAUGCUCAAGAAAACCCUCAAGUGGAGAAAGGAACACAAGAUUGAUUCAAUCCUUGGAGAAGACUUUGGGGAGGAUCUUGCCUCUGCAGCUUACAUGAACGGUCUGGACCUAGAAUCACGCCCUGUCUGUUACAAUAUCUACAGCGUUUUUGGUAACGAGGAGCUUUACCAGAGCAGGGAGAAUCUAUUGAGAUGGAGGUUUCAGCUGAUGGAGAAGGGAAUCCAGAAGCUUGAUCUGAAACCAGGAGGUGUUACUUCUCUUCUCCAGAUCCAUGAUCUCAAGAACUGUCCUGGACUUUAUAAAAAGGAGCUCUGGGUCGCAAUCAAAAACGCAAUAGUAGCUCUGCAGGAUAAUUACCCGGAACUCGUCUCCAGAAACGUAUUCAUAAAUGUUCCCUUCUUGUUCUAUGCUGGCAGCACUCUCCUGUCACCAUUCUUAACUCAAAGAACCAAGAGCAAGUUUGUUGUGACUCGUCCAGCUAAUGUCACAGAGACUCUUCUCAACUACAUUCCAGCAGAAGAGAUCCCGGUUCAGUACGGUGGUUUCAAAAGAUAUGAUGAUACCGAGUUCUCCAACGAAGCUGUUUCUGAAGUUGUCGUUAAGCCUGGAUCAUCUGAAACCAUAGAGAUCCCAGCUGCUGAGACUGAAGGGACAUUGGUGUGGGACAUUGCGGUUUUGGGAUGGGAAGUGAGUUACAAGGAAGAGUUUGUACCAGCAAAUGAAGGGGCUUACACUAUAAUUGUCCAAAAGGGGAAGAAGAUUGGAUCAAACGAAGGACCGUUGAGGAACAGUUUCAAGAACAGUGAGUCUGGUAAGAUUGUUCUGACCGUUGACAAUGUUUCCAGCAAGAAGAAGAAGAGAGUUCUGUACAGGUACAGGAACAAGACGGAGUCCUCUUGCUGAAAUAGAGGCUUUUCAGCAGAUAUCUAUCUAAGCAGUCUAUAAAAUAUUCUUUUGCUACAGCUUAAAGUUUGAUGUCAUUGUUUAAUUGAAAUUCAAUCUUUUGCUUGUUCUGUUAUGAGAUUUCUUUCUGUUGUUUUUA
Brassica napus (rape) is the source of this 1741-nucleotide messenger RNA. RefSeq names its product patellin-4-like. Bases 115 to 1602 code for a protein of 495 amino acids. Lineage: Eukaryota; Viridiplantae; Streptophyta; Magnoliopsida; Brassicales; Brassicaceae. Gene Ontology annotation, molecular function: lipid binding. The record is from RefSeq and is a predicted model, not a curated record. The transcript has 5 exons.